Messenger RNA from Hypomesus transpacificus, 3149 nucleotides. RefSeq names its product cyclic nucleotide-gated cation channel-like. The coding region runs from base 616 to 2853 and encodes 745 amino acids. The transcript has 8 exons. Gene Ontology annotation, cellular component: intracellular cyclic nucleotide activated cation channel complex; plasma membrane. Lineage: Eukaryota; Metazoa; Chordata; Actinopteri; Osmeriformes; Osmeridae. Gene Ontology annotation, molecular function: voltage-gated potassium channel activity; cGMP binding; intracellularly cAMP-activated cation channel activity. Gene Ontology annotation, biological process: monoatomic cation transmembrane transport; potassium ion transport. The record is from RefSeq and is a predicted model, not a curated record.
UGUGGAUGUAGGUCCCCUAGACAGGAGAUCAAAUGUAGUGUCCCAACUCAUGAAUCAACACAGACAAACACUUUUAUACGAUUUCACGCACACAGUCCACCCACAUCACCCACUUCACCAACACUGCCAGCCCACUUCAAACGAGCUUCCUGAAUAACAAUGAGCCCACUUGUACAAAGGAUCGGCUCGCGCGCACACGCACACUCACACUCGCACACAUCCAGAUGGGGAUGAGAAAGGCAGAGGGGCUGGAGUUGAGCUUUGCAGAUUGAGGGGUGAGAUGUUGCCACACAUGAAUUGUGCGAGCGUGUGUGUGUGUGUGUGUAGGGGCGGGGGGUGCAUGUCAUCAUUUUCUUCUUUCAUCUUUCCACCUUUAUUCCUCUCGACGCUCAUCCCUCGUUUUCCUACAGACAUCCUGUUGUCCUAGACAGACCCACAGGCAGAUAGACUGACAGGCAGAAAGACAGGAACGUGGACUCACAGGUAGAUAAGACAGGCAGAAGGGCAAACAGGCAGGCAGACAGACAAGAACGGUGGACAGACACGCAACAAACAUUCAACAAGCAGAAACAGAAAGCAGCCAAGUUUCUCAACGAAAGGUCAUCGUCGAUCAGAAUGACAGGGCAAGCGUUGGGAGAGAGUACAGAUUUGACAUCUCACAGAUUAUCUGUGAAAACUUGGAUUGAGGAAGAAGGAGAGAGAGCUGACAGUAUCAGAAGCCGAGGACAAUCGAUGUGUGAUGACACGUCCUCAGAAUUACAGAGGAUGGCAACAAUUGAUCGCAGGGGCCUCAACUCCCAGAAUUCAUACAGGGGUAGAGGAGCCUUGUCCAGAUUGGUCAGUAUGGUAUUGACUCCUCUCCCCAGAAUGGUCAGUAUGGUAUUGACUCCUCUCCCCAGAAUGGUCAGUAUGGUAUUGACUCCUCUCCGCAGAUUGGUCAGUAUGGUAUUGACUCCUCUCCCCAGAUUGGUCGGUAUGGUAUUGACUCCUCUCCCCAGAUUGGUCAGUGAGGUGUUGAGUCCUUCCUUCCCCAGAUUGGUCAGCAUGGUGGUGACUCUGAGAGAGUGGGCCCACAAGAGCCUCUUGGAGGAGGAGGAGCGUCCAGAUUCCUUCCUGGAACGCUUCAGAGGGCCUGAGCUGCAGGCCCCGCCCAGUCGCAUCAGCCACACCCACCCCGACGCCUCUGACGCUGACCACGCCAGGCCCACUCGGAAGUCAGACGUCUUGGUCCUCGCUCCAGCUGAUGACGUUUAUUACCACUGGCUGAUCAUUAUCGCCACUGCUGUACUCUACAACUGGUGCCUCCUGGUGGCCAGGGCCUGUUUUGAUGAGUUGCAGAUUCGAGGCGCGGUGGUGUGGCUGGUUCUGGAUUACCUGUGCGACAGCCUUUACAUCCUGGACAUGGUAGUCAGACUGAGAACAGGCUACCUGGAGCAAGGGCUGCUGGUGAAGGAACUGACCAAGCUGAGAGACAGCUACCUGCGCACGCUCCAGUUCAAGCUAGACGUGGUGUCCAUCCUUCCCACCGACCUCCUCUACCUCACCCUGGGCAUCCACACCCCCCUGCUCCGCUUCAACCGCCUGCUCCGCUUCAACCGCAUGUUCGAGUUCUUCGACCGCACCGAGACGCGCACUAACUACCCCAACGCCUUCCGUAUCUGCAACCUGGUCCUGUACAUCCUGGUUAUCAUCCACUGGAACGCCUGCAUCUACUAUAGCUUCUCCAAGGCCCUGGGCCUGGGCUCCGACUCCUGGGUCUACCCCAACUCGUCCGAGCCAGGCUUUGGCACCUUGACUCGGGGGUACGUCUACUGCCUCUACUGGUCCACCCUCACCCUGACCACCAUCGGAGAGACCCCGCCCCCGGUCAGAGACGAGGAGUUCCUGUUUGUGGUCUUCGACUUCCUGGUCGGGGUUUUGAUCUUCGCCUCCAUCGUGGGGAACGUGGGCGCCAUGAUCUCCAACAUGAACGCCACGCGCACCGAGUUUCAGAGUCGCAUGGAUGCCAUCAAGCACUAUAUGCAGUUUCGCCACGUCAGCAAAGACCUGGAGGCUCGCGUCAUUCGCUGGUUCGACUACCUCUGGACCAAUCAGAAAGCUGUGGACGAACAGGAAGUGCUAAAGAGCCUCCCUAAUAAGCUGAAAGCAGAGAUAGCCAUAAAUGUCCAUCUAGAGACAUUGAAAAAGGUCCGUAUCUUCCAGGACUGCGAGGCAGGCCUACUGGUUGAGCUGGUGCUGAAACUGCGCCCCCAGGUGUUCAGUCCGGGCGACUACAUCUGCCGCAAGGGCGACAUCGGCAAGGAGAUGUACAUCAUCAAAGAUGGCCGCUUGGCGGUGGUCGGCGAGGACGGCGCCACCCAGCUGGCCGUCCUGACGGCGGGAAGCUGCUUCGGAGAGAUCAGCAUCCUCAACAUCCGCGGCAGCAAGAUGGGCAACCGACGCACGGCCAACAUCCGCAGUCUGGGAUACUCAGACCUCUUCUGCCUGUCCAAGCGCGACCUGAUGGAGGCGCUCACCGAGUUUCCUCACGCUCGGCUGCAGCUGGAGCAGAGGGGGCGGGACAUCCUGCAGAAGGAGGGGCUCCUGGAGGAAGGGGGUGUGUCUGGCCUGGGGGCGGAGGAGCUGGAGCAGAAGGUGGACAGGCUGGAGGCGUGUCUGGACCGCCUGCAGACCCGCCUGGCCCGACUGCAGAGCGAGUACGCGGCGACGCAGCUCCGACUCAAACAGCGAAUCACGGGGCUGGAACGCAGCGUAAAUAUGGCGGCCACCGGAAGUGGUUUCCUGUCUGACGUGGAUGGAAGCGAGAGCGUCUGGGGAGACGGAAUACGCAGCGAGAUCAACAUCCAGCUAUGAGAAGCUGUUGCCAUGUACUUUCGAUAAGAUCUUCAUGAAAUCCUUUUCUUAGUACUGUACGCUAACAAUAAUUAUUAUAUUGCUACUAUAUGUUGUUGCCCAUGUCGAUAUUUAUAAUGCUAUAAUGGGAACUCUUUAUUUGUGUUGAUAAGAUUUGUCUAGAUGGGCUUACUUUUAUGAACACCGUAGGCCAAAAUGACCUGGGCACGAUAAGACUUGGCAACCAAAAAAGGUUUUGUCAUGUAUUACAAUGUUUAACUAGUAUUGGCAGCUAGCUACAUUUGGUUGUUUAUCUG